Molecule: messenger RNA, 1032 nt
Organism: Mya arenaria
Lineage: Eukaryota; Metazoa; Mollusca; Bivalvia; Myida; Myidae
Product: carbohydrate sulfotransferase 9-like
Exons: 1
Coding region: 1-1032 (343 amino acids)
Biological process (GO): carbohydrate biosynthetic process
Cellular component (GO): membrane
Molecular function (GO): sulfotransferase activity
Source: RefSeq, a predicted model, not a curated record
AUGAAUGGAAGAGAAAAAAUUGUAAAACACCAUAGCAUACUUUACUGUCCCAUUUCAAAAAUUGGAACAAAGUUUUUUGGAAAGGUACUGCAAUAUUUGGUAACGAAUAGCACAUAUGCGUCGCAAUAUAACGAUAACGGGAAAUACGGACACAAAAUAAUACAAAAAAUAGAGAAAUCAAGAGAACUAAAUGACAUGCAACACUCAGCGGAAUUGAAUGUAACUACAGCAUUCAUGUUUGUCAGGAACCCUUACGCGCGUCUUUUCUCGGCGUAUGUCGACAAGAUAUACACUCCUAACUUCGGGAUGGGGGACACAAUUGGGCGCGAAGCUGCAACUACUGUAAGAAAUUAUACAAAGGAUUCUAACUAUAAGCACGAUAUCACUUUUCGAGAGUUUGUGCAAUAUAUUCUAAAACUCGAUAAAGAUCACAAAACUAUCGAUGGCCAUUUUAGACCGAUGAGUGAUCAUUGCGACGCAUGCGCAGUUCCCUAUACAUUCAUUGGCCAACUGGAAACGUUACAAGACGACGUCAGCUACUUAAUGAAUCAAUGGAGAAACGAGUUUCCGUACUUCAAAUUUAAAUUUAAUGACUUUGAAAAGGAAUCUGCUAUUCACGAUGCGCGAUAUGAAGUUGGGAAAUUAUUCUUUAACAGAAAAUACCCCGACGAUAAAAACUUCCCAUUUUACAAUAAGUCUGUUCGAAUUUGGUGUAGUCUACAAAUUAGAGGAAUUAUCUCAAAGCACAGUAGAUUUCCAUUUACGAAAAACAAAGCAACGAUGAUAACAAAAGACAGGUUUACUGCUGCAUUGAUGGACGCACUUGAAAACAGGAAAGAUAUAUCAGCCAUCAAGGAUCAGCGUACAGAGGCAUAUAUACAAGCAUAUCAUACUAUUCCGCUUACAGAGAUGCGUCAACUAAGAGAAUAUGUUUUGAAAGAUUGUAAAUUGUUCGGUUAUGAUGACUCGCCGAAAGAAUUGUUCGACAGAAAUGUGUCGACCAUUGAUCAUCUUUACCUGGACGGACUUUAA